Molecule: messenger RNA, 1551 nt
Organism: Camponotus floridanus (Florida carpenter ant)
Lineage: Eukaryota; Metazoa; Arthropoda; Insecta; Hymenoptera; Formicidae
Gene: Nup62
Product: nuclear pore glycoprotein p62
Exons: 5
Coding region: 156-1445 (429 amino acids)
Biological process (GO): protein import into nucleus; RNA export from nucleus
Cellular component (GO): nuclear pore central transport channel; nuclear pore
Molecular function (GO): structural constituent of nuclear pore; phospholipid binding
Source: RefSeq, a predicted model, not a curated record
GUGUGUGCUUUAGCUACUAGUUAAGCUAACUGGCCACUGUUGGAACGGACCUCAGUCUUCUCUCUGGUAUUGCAUCCUACAGGAGAAUAUCCGUAAAAAAAUAACCACUAUUUCUCUUAUUAGCUGAACCUAUCGUAGCGUCAAGAGUAUAAAUAAUGAGUACACCUCAAAACACCGGAUUGUCUUUUGGUACCCCAAAAUCUACAGCAGGAAUUACUGGUUUGACUUUUGGCACUCCAACUACCAUGGUUACUGGUAUAGGCUUUGGUCUUGGUGGUAGUGUAACAACAACAUCCAUAUCUACAGUUUCGAGCCUGCCAAAUUUUACAAAUCUGACGAGCAGUGCGGCACCCAUGUCUGUACCAUCAGGACUCUCUUUUGACGCUGCAAAAACAUCCACAACUGCAGCUCCAGGAUUUUCUCUUGCAACGACUACAACAGGAGGUCUCAGUUUUGGAACAUCAAAACCUACAGAUACUUUUCUUGGCCCAACUGGUCUGACUUUUGGCACUCCAAAUGCUAUGUCUACUGGAACUGGAUUCGGUCUUAGUAAUACAAUUGCAACAACAUCUACAGCAGCAAAUGUUCCAAGUUUUAGUCUUCCUAGCAGUACAGUUCCAUCUAUGACACCAGGACUUUCGUUUGAUGCCUCAAAGACAGGCUAUAAUACUACUACAACUGCAACUACAGGAUUUCCUCUUGCAACGACAACUGCAGGAUUUAAUUUUGGAGUUGGAACAUCGACAACGAGUUCUACAUUUUUGAAUAAAACAACUUCGGCUCCUAUUUCAACGAGUCUGACAGCACCCUCUACUCAUACUUCUUUGGGUACUACCACUACGGUUAGUUCUGUAACUGGUAUUCAAUCAGGAGCAAUUAAUUUCUGUCAGCUUGAAGAAUCGAUUAAUAAGUGGACCUUAGAUUUAGAAGAGCAAGAAAAAGUAUUUGUAAAUCAAGCAACGCAGAUUAAUGCUUGGGAUAAAUUGUUGAUAACAAAUGGGGAAAAGAUAGUGACAUUGAAUCAAGAGGUUGAAAGAGUGAAAAUUGAACAGCAACAAUUGGAACAUGAACUGGAUUAUGUGGUUGGACAACAGAAAGAAUUACAAGAAUGUUUGAUACCAUUAGAAAAAGAAUUAGCAUCUCUUUCUGUUUCUGAUUCCGAUCGAGAAUAUACUUAUCGUUUAUCAGAGAAUCUCGAUACUCAAUUAAAACGUAUGUCAGAGGAUUUAAAGGAAAUAAUAGAACACUUAAAUGAAGCAAACCGCGCUCAGGAUUCUAGCGAUCCUAUUGUCCAAAUUGGAAAAAUUUUGAAUGCACAUAUGAAUAGUUUACAAUGGCUCGAUCAGCAGACAGCUUUGCUGACCCAAAAAAUACAACAUAUUGAUCAAAUGCAUCAGAGUUUUAGACAAGAAAGUGAACAGAAUUUACAUUUAGCAUACAAUUAGUUAACUUAUUUUACAUUUCAACUUAUAAAAAUUAUUUUUUAAAUUUAGUAUAUCAUGUUAUCUCAUUUUUUGGAGAGUGUGGAAACAUAUAUGAUUUAAUUGUAUU